AUGAGAGGCAUUGAUGACCUUUUCGAAUGGAGGAAUGCACUAAACGAGUUAAGUGUUUACAAGAAAAGUGUUGGGUUGGAAGAUGAGGUGUUCCGUCAGUUGCAGUUUAGUCAUGAUCGUUUAAAGGAUCCAAAAAUUCAACAAUGUUUCCUCAGUUGUGCGUUAUAUCCUGAAGAUUUCAGCAUCAGAGAGAGAGUUCUUAUUCGAUUUUGGAUUGCAGAAGGACUUGUAGAAGAAAUGGAUAGUAGGCAGGAAGAGUUUGACAGGGGUUGCACAAUAAUGAAUAGAUUCUUGAAUAAUUGUUUGUUAGAAGUUUCUACUCUUAUCAAAUAUGGAAGACAUGUAAAGAUGCAUGAUCUUGAAAGGGAGAUGGCAUUACACAUAACAAGCGUGAAACCUCGAUUCUUCGUAAAAGCUGGCAUGAGAUUAACAAAUCCACCAGAUGAACAAGAGUGGAGCAAGGAUCUGGAGAAGGUUUCAUUGAUGGGGAAUUGGGAGUUAGAAAUUGUGUGUCCCUUGGAAAUGCCACCACCAAAAUGUCCAAUGCUAACGACAUUGUUGUUGUCAGAUUGCGGUAUAAUGAGUAUUCCAGAUGGAUUCUUCAAUCAUAUGCCUAGACUCAAGAUUCUUGAUCUUUCAAAAAAUCCCAUCACGAGUCUGCCCGAUUCGAUAUCAAAUUUGAAGUUUCUCGCUAGGUUAUCACUUUAUCACUGUCUAAAUCUAAAGAAGGUGCCAUCGUUGUCGAAUCUUCAAGUUUUAAAGGAGUUGGUUCUUGAAGCAACAGAUAUCAAGUCUGUCCCUCAUGGGAUGAAAAAUAUGUUGAGUCUCAAGUACCUAAAUCUAAGUUGGAGUUGGAACCUUAUUGUGAUCCCCAAUGGAAUUCUGUCGAGUCUUUCUUGCCUUCAAGAGCUGAUCGUUGGUGAUACGUUGAUAAGAGGAGAAGAGGUUCAUGGAUUGAACAAGUUGGAAUUCCUUGAAGGUCGGUUUUAUGACGUGCACGACUUAAAUAUGUAUGUCCAAGCUUUACAUGAUCGAGAAGAGCCUUGUGAAUACCAGAUUCGUGUAGGCGAAAGAGGAUGGGUGGUGACAUUUAAUUCCAGGAAAUACAUUGAAUUAUGUGGUUGCAAUAUCUAUUCCAAUCAGAGUAUGCUUCCACGCGACAUUAAGGAACUGUAUAUCAAGAACUGCUAUUUUGAUUGUAGUGAAGAACACCUUUUCUCCAGGUUUAUCCAAGUCUCACUCGGCAACUUUUCCUCUCUCAAAUUUCUUCAAAUAUCUGAUUAUCGAAAUGUGAAGAAGUUGUUCUCUCCAAACUGUGUGCCGCUACACUUACAACAGCUUAGAGUUUGGAACUGUGAUGAACUAGAGGAAAUAAUAGCAUCAGAACGUGAAUGUUGGAAAGCGGAAUGGUUACGGUGGAAUUUCGUCUACCAAACUUAA
Molecule: messenger RNA, 1440 nt
Organism: Hibiscus syriacus
Lineage: Eukaryota; Viridiplantae; Streptophyta; Magnoliopsida; Malvales; Malvaceae
Product: probable disease resistance protein At4g27220
Exons: 1
Coding region: 1-1440 (479 amino acids)
Molecular function (GO): protein binding
Source: RefSeq, a predicted model, not a curated record